This is a messenger RNA of Tricharina praecox, 561 nucleotides long. RefSeq lists its product as uncharacterized. Gene Ontology annotation, molecular function: chitin binding. NCBI's taxonomy places the organism in Eukaryota, Fungi, Ascomycota, Pezizomycetes, Pezizales, Pyronemataceae. The annotation marks the transcript as partial. The record is from RefSeq and is a predicted model, not a curated record. The transcript is spliced from 3 exons.
CCCCCCUCUCAGAUAGUGAAUCCUCACCCACGCUCACCUCCUUCCAUCCACCACCUCCUCAACUCCACCUCCUCACUCUUCGCACCCUUCUCCACGAUGCACUUCUCCGCCCCCCUCUUCCUGACCGCCCUCCUCGGCGCCCUCGUCAGCACCGUCCUCUCUCAGAGCGAGAGCCCCGACGGCAGCUGCGGCGGCACCAACGCCUUCGCCUGCACGGCGGCAGAGUUUGGAUCGUGCUGCUCCAGCAGCGGCUUCUGUGGUGAAGGAGUCUCCUACUGCGGCGCCGGCUGCCAAGCGACUUACUCGGCGAACGCGACGGUGUGCUUGUCGAACCCGCCAUCCGUUGAUGGCAGCUGCGGCGGGACGACUGGAUACACGUGCACGGGCAGUACGUGGGGCGGCUGCUGCAGCAAGUAUGGGUUCUGCGGUACUACCGCCGCGUAUUGCUCCACUGUGGGCGGAUGUCAGGCGGGUUUCGGUGCGGCUUGCACGCUGCCAUAGAUGGUUGAAUAGAUGGUGCGGAUGGAUGGAAGGACGUAAUGUGGAUAUGAGUUGGCGGAC